AUGAAAGCUUACAAACCCAUGGUUCAUCCAAUGGUAGGUCAAGACUUGUGGGCUAAAACAAAUUUGUCACCUUUGCGGCCACCUAAGUUUCAUAAACAGACAGGGAGGCCAAAGAAAACCAAGAUAAGCUCAGUCGGUGAACCAUCUCCAAGCUCUAAUCCUAAAGCUAAACAUUUGUCAAGGUAUAAUUUGGAAAUCAAGUGUUCCAUAUGUAAGCAACCAGGCCAUAAUAAGAGGAAAUGUCCAAGGCUAAAUGAAGCAGGGAGUAGCAGCCAGGUACCAUCACAAAGGCAAAAAAAGACAACAUAUCAAGCCAACACAUCCACUCGGAGAAUUACAAGACAAUCAAGGCAAAAACAACUAAUCAUAUCAAAGGCUAAAAAAAGGGCCAAUCAUCACCAAGCUUAUUCUCAGUCUAGCCAAGCUCCUCAACCAUCUCAAGCUUCUUCUCAGUCUAACCAAACUCCUCAACCAUCUCACCAAGCAGCUCAACCAUCUUACCAACCAGCUUAA
Messenger RNA from Prunus armeniaca (apricot), 513 nucleotides. The record is from the annotation of a GenBank genome assembly. NCBI's taxonomy places the organism in Eukaryota, Viridiplantae, Streptophyta, Magnoliopsida, Rosales, Rosaceae.